AGAUGCUUAUAGACAUUCUAGGUGAGACACUUGCAUAUAUUAUAUAUUAUAUACACUUACUUAUAUAUAUAAUAUAAUGAUUCUCAGUGCUUUUAGGUAGUUUAACAGUCUGUAUUCUGGCACACUUUUCAUCUACGUCCACAGGGAAAGCAGUCACUUAAUUUCCCUUUUUUCUGUUUUUCUUAGUACAAAUGGACGUGUAGGCUAUCUACUGUACAAGCAAAAGGUGUUGAGUGGGCGUGGCCAUCCAGGUUCCUUUGCUCAGACAUGAGAGAGAGAGAGAGAGAGAGAGAAGGGCGCCUGUUCACUGCGGUCCAUCCAAUGGUGAGGAGCUGACUGAGUCGCUAUGGUGACGGGAUUGUUUCGACAGAGGCUGUGAUGGGUUGACAGGUGCGUGACAGUCGCGUCUGUGCAAGCAUGUACGCCAAAGGCAAGAACAGCGUGCCAUCGGAUAGUCAAGCCCGAGAAAAGUUAGCUCUGUAUGUGUAUGAAUAUCUGCUACAUGUGGGAGCUCAGAAAUCAGCACAGACCUUCCUGUCAGAGAUCCGAUGGGAGAAGAACAUUACAUUAGGAGAGCCGCCUGGGUUCUUACACUCGUGGUGGUGUGUUUUCUGGGACCUCUACUGUGCUGCUCCUGAGAGGAGAGAAACAUCUGAGCACUCAAGUGAAGCCAAAGCUUUUCAUGACUAUAGUGCUGCAGCAACACAGAGUCCAAUGAUUGGAAGUCUUCCUGGAGAUGGUAUGCCUUUGCCCCCGGGAUUUUUUCAGCAGUUUAUGUCUCCUCGAUACCCAGGUGGGCCCAGAGGCUCUCUCAGAAUACCCAGUCAGGCUUUGGGCCCUGGGAACCAGCCUUUAUUAACUAGUGGGAUGGAUCCUACAAGACAGCCAGGCCAUCCCAACAUGAGUGGGCCCAUGCAGAGGAUGACCCCUCGAGGAAUGGUUCCUAUUGGACCACAGAAUUAUGGUGGUGGGAUGAGACCUCCCCUAAAUGCUCUUGUGGGACCUGGGAUGCCUGGGAUUAACAUGGGUCCUGGAGGAGGAAGACCAUGGCCAAAUCCACCAAAUAACAAUUUGAUCCCUUAUUCAUCCGUUUCUCCGGGCAGUUAUUCGGGUCCCCCAGCAGGAGGUGGCCCUCCAGGAACACCCAUCAUGCCAAGUCCAGCAGAGUCAAACAACUCAAGUGACAACAUUUACAGCAUGAUCAGCUCAGCCCCUCCAAAUGGAAACAGGCCAAAUUUUCCAUUAGGUUCAGGUUCUGAUGGCCCAAUAGGCAGCAUGGCAGGCAUGGAGCCUCAUCAUAUGAAUGGGUCAUUAGCAGGAUCUGGCGACAUUGAAAGCCUCCCAAAGAGCUCCCCAGGAAACCUCAGCUUGAAUAAUCAGCCUGGCACACCAAGAGAUGAUGGAGAAAUGGGUGGCAACUUCCUCAACCCAUUUCAGAGUGAAAGUUAUUCUCCAAACAUGACAAUGAGUGUGUGAAAGGACAGCACAGGAGUUACGUUUUCACCGUGUUCAGCAAAAAAAACUAGGAUCUUCUCAAAACCGGCUCUUUGUUUAUUUACUCAUUUUGUCUUUGGUGAACUAUUGUGAAUUACAGUUACGUCAUCCUACACUAAAUCUGAAUAAACUUAAGCAAGCCAUGAAAGAAAGCUGAAGACACCUUGAAGAUUUUUCACAUUUUUUUUUUCUCCUGUUUGAAUUCACACAGGGCUCAAUCCAUUUUUUAAUUACUGAAUCUUUCCAGAAUCAAGUUUUUGUAUGUACCUUUUUUAUGUAAAUGUUUUUUUUCGUCUUCUUUUUUUUUUUUUUUUUUUCUGUGGUUUACAGCACAGGUGAUGCCCAAAAAACUGCAGUUCCUUAAUAAAAUUUAAUUCAGACAAUUCAACGUUAUGAUUGAAUAGCAGAAAUUUUUUUUUGUUGUUGAGUGAACUAAAUAUGACAUUUCAAGAUCUUCAUUAUAUUCAAAUUAAGUUAAACAAGGAUUUGAUCAGAUGACGAUAACUGACACAAUCAUCCUUUAUCAAACACAUUGUCUAGGCAAACUAAAGGUUUGCUCCAAAAUAAGACAAAUGUACAGUAUAUCCCUAAAUGUAAUGGACUGACCUGAUUUUUUUUUUUUUUUUUUGUUGACGGACCUCAAUAUCUCUUGUCUUGUCGGAUUUGUUCUUGUUGAUACAGCUAUCUGUGAAGAAUUUGGAUAUGCUGAUAUAAAAAUCAUUUUCACCAUUUAUAUGUGUUUGUGUAUGUAACCUUUCUUGAGGAAAAUAAACCUCCUCAAGCCACCAUAAAUUAAUUAUGCUGGUACAUUCUUGUUGUUAAGAUGGUCAAAUAAGAAUUGCUGGAUAUGAAAUUUGAGCAGGUUAAAAAGCUUGAUCAAGACAAACCAGUAUACAUGACCCUGGACCACAAAAACCAGUCAGAAGGGACAUAUUUAAAAUAAAAUUGGUAUUUAUACAUCAUCUGAAAGCUGAAUAAAUGUAUGAUGUAUGGUUUGUUAGGACAGGACAAUAUUUGGCCGAGAUACAAUUAAAAAAUCUGGAAUAAGGGUUUGAAAAAUAUUGAGAAAAUCGCCUUCAAAGCUGCCUAAAUAAUACCUUAGCAAUGCAUAUUACUAAUCAAAAAAUAAGUUUUGAUAUAUUUAUGGUAGGAAAUUGACUAAAUAUCUUCAUGGAACAUGAUCUUUACUUAUCCUAAUGAUUUUUGGCAUAAAAGUAAAAUCGAUCAUUUUGACCCAUGGCUAUAACAAACCUGUGCGACUAAUGUCACAUAUCAGUGUUCACAAAAUAUGUUGGUGACCAGCUACGCUGGUCAUUUAAACAACAUUUGAAGCCGUUAUUUACAUAAUUUGCAUUGUUACACUCCCUUUACAAAGUUUGGGGAUGGAAAGAUGUAAUUGAAAAGAGAAGA
Messenger RNA from Carassius gibelio (silver crucian carp), 2904 nucleotides. RefSeq names its product single-stranded DNA-binding protein 2-like. Gene Ontology annotation, cellular component: nucleus. Gene Ontology annotation, molecular function: protein binding; single-stranded DNA binding. The record is from RefSeq and is a predicted model, not a curated record. The coding region runs from base 418 to 1476 and encodes 352 amino acids. Gene Ontology annotation, biological process: positive regulation of transcription by RNA polymerase II. The transcript is spliced from 17 exons. Lineage: Eukaryota; Metazoa; Chordata; Actinopteri; Cypriniformes; Cyprinidae.